Molecule: messenger RNA, 1520 nt
Organism: Xylaria bambusicola
Lineage: Eukaryota; Fungi; Ascomycota; Sordariomycetes; Xylariales; Xylariaceae
Exons: 2
Coding region: 465-1508 (347 amino acids)
Biological process (GO): heme oxidation
Molecular function (GO): heme oxygenase (decyclizing) activity
Source: RefSeq, a predicted model, not a curated record
GGUUAUCUCAGCGUGUCUGCCUGUCGAGUAAGUUGUCAUUCAGUCAGACAUUACCAGGCACGUGGAUCACCCGCCCGACCCGCGCGGUUGUUAUUCGACUUGGGUCCUACGUACUUUCUUUUAUAUCACCACAUUGGUGUUCCGUCGGGAAAGUCAUUUCGCUAGCGACCAGGAAGUUUCGUGCUUUCUCUGUACGUGAACGCUGCGAUUUUAUGAAUACGAAUCCCGGCCCCGGCUACCUACUUCACCGUGUCCAUUCGGGGUCGUGGUUUCAUGGUCACACCACAGGCCCCCGUUUUGCCUAGGAUCACUACAAUAUCUCUACUAUAUCAUCGAAUGCAACUUCGUGACACCAGGUAGCUUCAUCAUAGCCCUCAUGAUACAUCAUCACCUCAUCUUCUUUCAGCCGUCCCGUUCGUCACUUGCCUUCCUACACCUAUAAUUAUCUAUAAUCGCCUAUAAUCAUGUCCUCCAAGAUUGGUGAUCCUAACCGUACCCUAUCCGACUCUAUCAAUGUCGCCACCCGUUCUGUCCACACGAAACUGAAUAAACUGGUCGUCUCCCGACUACCGCUGGCACAGCCUCCACAAGCCGAUGAUGCCUCUCAAUAUGUAUCUGGCCUGUUACACAUUGCGCCAAUAUACAUCACAUUUGAGUCAUUAUGGAGGACAAUCUUGAAAAUGCCAGAAUCUCUGGAGACUCACAAUUCCGAGCAGGAUGGCCCUACCGAUACCUCAUGCGGACCAGACGAAGUCAGACCCGAAGACAGGCCUAGCGCUCAUCGUCAAUUAACCAUCGAUACCCGGAUAGAAACAUUACUCACCAACCUAUAUUUCGAUGGGCUUCAACGUUCAAGUCCACUUCAACAAGAUCUGAUGUCCUUGACGUGUUGGUCAGACCGUACACUCUCGGAGCAACUCAAGAACGCGUCAAAAUCGCCAGUACUAGCCGAAUUCUUGGCUCACAUCGAAACGUCUGUGGGUAAAUCUCCCCAUGUCCUGCUCGCGUACGCUUGGGUCCUAUAUAUGGCACUCUUUUCAGGCGGGCGCUUUAUUCGAGCCUCGCUCGAGAACAUAUAUCCGGCGUUCUGGAUCCCCGCGUCAGCGCAGCAGCAUACUUCGGCCACUCUCGGAGGCUUUCCAAAAGAACAUCUGCUGCCACUUAGUUUCUUCCGGUUCAACACACACGAAGACGGCGAAGACCUCAAACAGGACUUCAAGAAGCGCCUCCUCGAGUCAGAAACCUUCCUCACAAACCCGGAGCGAGACGAAAUCGUUGAAGAGGCGCGCCGCAUCUUCGAGUACAUGAUCCGCAUUAUCGGCGAGCUAGACGAUAUCUGCGGAACAGAUAAGGAGGCCGCAGAGGCUAGGUUGCUGAGUCUGCGCAGCAGGGACAGCCUCGUCGUGCAGCGGGAGCGAAGAGAACAGAUAAAGCAGAAGACGACUGCCGAAACGGCGGCCGAACGCACGCGGAAUUGGGUCGAGAAAGCUCUGCAAAGGUUAACUUAAUGCAAGCCUAAG